This is a messenger RNA of Diabrotica balteata, 813 nucleotides long. NCBI's taxonomy places the organism in Eukaryota, Metazoa, Arthropoda, Insecta, Coleoptera, Chrysomelidae. The record is from the annotation of a GenBank genome assembly.
AUGAAUUCCACAAGUUUGAUGACAAAAAAGGCCGACGAACUGCAUUGCUCUAACGAUGCCUUGACUGAUAAGUUUGGAUUGUUUCUUCAAAUUCUUUUAGCAUGUUUGGCCUUUACAUGCCUAAUUGCCAAAAGGUUUUGCGAACCAAGAUUAGAAAGAAGAUCGUGGUUGAUAUGGUUUUACGAUACUUCUAAACAGGGAAUGGGUUCAAUGGCUAUCCACUUAGCAAAUGUUUGGCUAGCGGGACAAUAUAAAGGUGACCCUUGUACUUGGUAUUUAAUAAACUUUCUGUUAGAUUCGUCCUUAGGCCUUUUAAUUAUAUUUAUCGGAAUUAGACUUAGCCAGUACUUAUCUAGGAGAAAAGGGUGGGAGUCCAUCAAUUUUGGUGAAUAUGGAAAACCGCCAUCUGCAAAUGCAUGGAUGAUACAGUGCUGCCUUUAUGUAUGUCUUAUGCUAAUAGUGAAAGGAUCAAUAACAUUGUUUAUGCAACUAAACUUUUGGCAGAAUGUGAAAGACUUUAUUAUGUCGCCUAUACCGAACGCUAAGGUAGAGGUUGCUUUUGUGAUGUUGAUUAUACCGUUUUUUGUGAAUAUGUUAAUGUUUUGGGUAACCGAUAACUUCUUAAUGUACAAAGAUCCAGCGAAGAGAAGGUAUAGCGGUACCAGAGAAAGUCUGUUAAGGAGAAUGCACGUGAAGUACCGAACGCUUACGAGGAAACGUCGCGUUGAUUCUGAAAGUGAUGUUUUAUUAUCAGCUGACGAUGAAUUGUUGGACAACGAAACAGUGCCAAUAACAAGGACUGUCGAUACUUAA